Molecule: messenger RNA, 2953 nt
Organism: Bactrocera neohumeralis
Lineage: Eukaryota; Metazoa; Arthropoda; Insecta; Diptera; Tephritidae
Gene: Tdc2
Product: tyrosine decarboxylase
Exons: 10
Coding region: 126-2039 (637 amino acids)
Biological process (GO): amino acid metabolic process
Molecular function (GO): carboxy-lyase activity; pyridoxal phosphate binding
Source: RefSeq, a predicted model, not a curated record
AAACGAACGAUCAGUUACUGCUGCGGCAGCAGUUUGAGCGGUAUUCUGAGAACUCUCCGUUCAGAAGAAGUGAAAAUACUGGCCAAAAGGCUCGAAGAACUUGGUAUAAGAAUCAUUCACGAAAUAUGGAUAGUCAAGCAUUUCGUAAGCAUGGCACAGAGAUGGUCGAAUAUAUAUGCAAAUAUUUGGACACCCUGAAAGACCGGCGUGUCACACCCAGCGUCGAACCCGGCUAUCUAAGACAUUUAAUACCAUCUGAGGCUCCAUUCGAACCGGAGGAAUGGAAUAAGAUAAUGCAAGAUGUGGAAGAUAAAAUAAUGCCUGGAGUCACGCAUUGGCAGCAUCCACGGUUUCAUGCCUACUUUCCGGCAGGAAAUGCAUUCGAAUCGAUUUUGGGUGAUAUGCUCGGGGAUGGUAUCGGUUGCAUUGGGUUUUCCUGGGCCGCAAGUCCCGCAUGUACGGAGCUGGAAACAAUUGUGUUGGAUUGGCUGGGAAAAGCAAUCGGUUUACCUGACCAUUUUUUAGCUUUAAAAGAGGGCAGCACAGGAGGUGGAGUUAUACAGACUUCCGCCUCUGAGUGCGUAUUGGUCAGCAUGUUGGCCGCGCGCGCUCAGGCGCUCAAACGUCUUAUGGCUCAACAUCCGUUUACCGAGGAAAGUCACUUACUUUCCAAGUUGAUCGCCUAUUGCUCUAAAGAAGCACACAGUUGUGUUGAGAAAGCUGCCAUGAUAAGCUUUGUAAAACUGCGAAUUUUGGAGCCAGAUGAAAAUGCUAGCUUGCGCGGGCGCACCGUGAGUGAGGCAAUGGAGGAGGACGAAUUGCAAGGCUUGGUGCCAUUUUUCGUUUCCACCACCCUUGGAACUACCGGCUCGUGCGCCUUUGAUAACUUGGAGGAAAUUGGCAAGGAAUUGAAAAAGUUUCAGUGUGUUUGGUUGCAUGUGGAUGCUGCCUAUGCCGGCAACUCUUUCAUCUGCCCCGAAUUGAAGCCACUCUUAACGGGUAUCGAAUACGCUGAUUCAUUCAAUACGAAUCCCAAUAAAUGGCUAUUAACAAAUUUCGACUGUUCAACAUUGUGGGUCCGCGAUCGAAUCCGCUUGACAUCAGCACUUGUCGUGGAUCCAUUGUAUCUGAAGCAUUGCUAUGAUGAUGCAGCGAUUGACUACCGUCAUUGGGGAGUUCCGCUCAGUCGACGUUUUCGCUCAUUGAAAUUGUGGUUUGUGUUGCGUUCCUACGGAAUUUCCGGAUUGCAGAACUAUAUACGACGUCACAUCCAAUUGGCCAAACGUUUCGAACAGCAUGUGCUUAAAGAUAAACGCUUCGAGAUUUGUAAUCAAGUUAAGCUUGGAUUGGUUUGUUUCCGAUUGAAAGGUAACGACAAGCUAAAUGAGAAGCUACUCAGCGCCAUUAAUGAAUCAGGUAAACUGCAUAUGGUUCCUGCUAGUGUCAACGAUAAAUACAUUAUACGAUUUUGUGCGGUGGCACAAAAUGCCUGUGAAGAUGACAUCGAUUAUGCCUGGGAAACCAUAGUUGAUUUUGCUAACGAAUUGCUUGAAAAGGAACAACACGAUGAACUAACGGAGAUCAUCAAUCGAAAGAAGGAAGACACAUUGGCUAAGAAACGCUCAUUCUUCGUACGAAUGGUCAGCGAUCCGAAAAUCUAUAACCCGGCUAUCAAUAAGGCAGGUACGCCAAAUAUGUCAUUAGAUGUUACAUCGCCGGUAGUGGGACACUCUUCGAAUCCGAUUAUAAGAACACAAACAUCGAUGGAUCGGAAUUCGUGGAUUUCCUGGCCCUUAGCGUUUCUCUUCAACAGUAACAAUGAUGACGGAGGGCAGAAGAGUAAUGUUUCAUUGCGUUUUCGUCAUUUAGACACAAAUGUACGAGCAAUUUCGUCGAGACGCAAUUCCGGUGCCACAUCUUCGCCAUCACCUGACAAUGAGUUGGGCUUUGUUAAUCUGAAGAAGUCACCAAUAAAGCAAACUACAUCAUCGCCACGAAAAGGCGGCCUCUCACUAACCACAACUAGCAAUCACUCCUAAAAAGAUGUUCGCCUCCAAACGUUGUCUCAAGAGCAGCAAAAGGAAGCUUCCAUUCUGCUUGCGAAAUUGACUAUUUAUUGCAAUGCAAAAUUUAAUUCAUAAAAUCCUUAAAAAUACUUGCUUAUAACAGUUAUAUUAUUAGUGUUAUAGCAUUUAAAUAAAUUGGAUCUUAUUGCAAGUUCAAAAAUACUAUUAUUUAAUGAAAGAAAUAUUGAUCUGUUAUCCCUAGAUGUGUUAUACAAAUAUUGGUCAUAAAAAUAUUUAAUCAAAGCACAGAACAAUGAAUUACUUUACUUUUGCGUUUUUAACCGCUCAGCAUUAAUGCCACUCGGCAUCCCUAAAUAAUGUGGCAACUUUAAGUAAAAUUUUCACUUAAAUUCUCAAAUUAGUACAAAACAAAUGAAAUGCAAAACGAAUUAAUUUUGUACAUAUGUAUAUCAUUUGUACUAACAUUAAACAUCGCGCGACGAGAUAUUUUUCAGAAAAAUUACAAUUGCUCCUAUUCCGCAGCCAGCUUUACAACAAAAAAGUAUUAACAAACACAAAUUACUUCCAAAACAAGUUCAGGACAUUGAUGUUUUCCUGUAUCUCUGCAAUAUUUUCCUAUCUGGCCAUCUUAGGGACAUUUUAUCAAUGUCUGGUUAGCAGCCAUCUGUCAAUUAAAUUCUGAUUAACAAGCAAGUCUCCUUCUAUCGCUAAAGAUUCAUUUCUUACAUUUUAAGUAAUGUACAAAACUUUGAAAAUAUGGAUAUAAUUUAUACAAAUGUAAAAAGGUAGAUGUAUGGAAGGCGAAGUUUUUAACCAUAGAAGCAAAGCACAUGCUUUCGUAUCUAUGAACAAACAUACAUACAUGUCCACGACAAAUCAAAAAUUUGCAGGUGAAAUAGGCAUCAUUUUCUGUUUUUUUUUUUAAG